GCUCUAAAUGAUCUUUGGUGGAUAUGUGAUGAUUGUUGAAAGCAAUGCUGGGCAGAAGAACAAAGUUAUCCUGGUUUUAAGGAACAGAAGCUAUAUGCUGUGCUAAAGAUGCCUACAAAAGGUGUUUGGCUUCAGUUCGCUGGGUAUGAGUGCUCUCUUCAUGUCAAGUACUGCUUCCAGGGAUUACAAGUCAUGUGACAUUCACACUGUGGAUUCUACUCAGGUUUUGCUUUUGUAUCCACAGCCAUAUGUUAAAUGGUGCUAAUAACUAAGAAUGGUGUUGCAGGAGGUCUUCUUCUGGUAAUCGAUCACCACAAUGGCACCAGUGACAACCAAGCAGGAGAAGAGUCCACUGUACAAAGCUCCACUUUUGCUGAGCCUGCCGGAGACUCUUAUUAUGGAGAUGAUGAAGAGCACCAUCAUUAUAAUGAUGAUGAUGACGACGAUGAUGUCUACCAAGAAUUUGAGGAGUUGGACUUUUCAGCACUACCAGAUACCAAGAGCAUUGCAUCCGGCGACUCCUUUUACCCACCUGAUGAUUCGCUUCACUAUGAAGCUCCGAGCCCAGAGGCAGUCACCUUCUUCAAGGCCUGCUGCACUAACAAUGCCAUCAUUGUCAAAAUCAUGAUAAGACAAGGUGUGAGAGAGGAAGAGGUGCGAGAGGUCGACAAAAAUAACAGAACAGGUCUGAUAGUGGCAUGUUACCAGGGCUAUGUGGAUGUGGUCGUUGCUCUUUCUCAAUGUCCGUAUGUGGACGUGAAUUGGCAAGAUAAUGAGGGAAACACAGCUCUCAUGACCGCUGCACAAGCAGGACACAGUAUGAUUACCUACUACCUGCUGAACUAUUUUCCUGGUCUGGACCUUGAGCGCAGAAACUGUCAUGGCUUCACUGCGAUGAUGAAAGCAGCCAUGCAGGGUAGAGCUGAAUGCGUACGAGCCCUUAUGAUGACAGGAGGAGAUGUUGAAGCAAGGGACUUUGGGCGCAAGUUAACCCCACGGGAAUGGGCCAUUUUCACAGGCCGCUACCAGACAGUCAUGCUGAUCUCACGACUGAUGGAACAGCCAUGUGCCGAACAGUUUUGUGACUCUUACCGAAUGGAGUGGCCCAUGCUGAGUGAGCUAGUGGCCCAAUCGAAGGAGCCCAAGUCCUGCUGGAGGAAGUUCUCGCAGCAUAUCUGCACCCUGUUUACCAUCAGCAUGAAGGUGAACCCCGUAGACGAUGGCGUUCUGCACUACAUGGUACGGAUGACCACGGCAUUGGCCAGCCCAUUCAUAGCCACCGCCUGCCGCACCGUGUGCCCGGGCAGCCCUCCGUGCGUGGGUAAAUUUCGCCCCGCCGUGCAGGAUAUCUUCCGUAAACAGCGUCUGGCUGAGCUGAAGAACCUGGGACCCGAACGUCUCAACAACUACAAGCGUCUCUUCCAGAACUCCAGAGUGCUGCUGGUCCCCAAGAAGCAGGAGCGUCGAGCCAGCCUGCAGCACCAGUUGCUGCAAAACGUCGCCAGCGUGGCCCUAAGGAGGAGCAGCUUGCUGCCCCUUCAUAUGAUGCGAAGGAGCAGCGUGCGCCCCGGUAUGGUGGUGCCUAAAGUCAUGCUGUGCAAAGCUCCUCCUCUCUCAUUCAUCCCCGAGAGGCAGGGGAAAGCUACGAAAGACUCAAAACAUCUACAGAUCCCUAAAUGGAAGUACAAGGCAGUUAAGGAAGAGAAAAAGCAAACCGAACAGAUGGACAAGUUGAGAUUGCCUGUUUUGAAGAAAAAGUGACCUGGCUUUGAAUCAGACUGAUCUCACAGAAAGUCGUGUUAUAGUCAAAACAUUUAAUUAAUUUAUUUGUGUCCAUGGCACGAAAUUCAGCUUUUUUUCGUGCCUUGAACACGAAUGUCUUUUUCGUUUCACUUGCACAAAUGUCUAUAUUUUUCGUGUUUUUGUGACUCCAACACGAUUUUCCGUGAGAUCAUGUUGCUUUGAAUGCUUUAGGGGCCGUUUACGUUUCUAGCUAGAGGAGAUACAACUACGGUCAAAUCUUGAGAU
This is a messenger RNA of Misgurnus anguillicaudatus (oriental weatherfish), 2028 nucleotides long. RefSeq names its product ankyrin repeat domain 33Bb (gene ankrd33bb). The record is from RefSeq and is a predicted model, not a curated record. Gene Ontology annotation, molecular function: protein binding. NCBI's taxonomy places the organism in Eukaryota, Metazoa, Chordata, Actinopteri, Cypriniformes, Cobitidae.